AUGCUUAAAAGAAAACAGAGUUCUCGGGUGGAGGCCCAGCCAGUGACAGACUUCGGUCCUGAUGAAUCUUUAUCAGACAAUGCUGAUAUCCUGUGGAUUAACAAACCUUGGGUCCAUUCUUUACUACGCAUCUGUGCCAUCAUCAGCGUCAUUUCUGUUUGCAUGAACACCCCGAAGACCUUCGAGCAUUAUCCUCCGCUUCAGUAUGUGACGUUUGCUCUAGACACUUUACUGAUGUUUCUCUACACAGCAGAGAUGAUAGCAAAGAUGCACAUCCGUGGCAUAGUCAAGGGGGAUACCUCUUAUGUGAAGGACCGCUGGUGUGUGUUUGAUGGAUUCAUGGUGUUUUGUCUUUGGGUAUCAUUAGUUUUACAGGUGUUUGAAAUUGCUGAGAUUGUUGAUCAGAUGUCACCAUGGGGCAUGUUGAGGAUACCAAGGCCUCUUAUUAUGAUUCGAGCAUUCCGCAUCUAUUUCCGUUUUGAGCUGCCAAGAACCCGGAUAACCAACAUUUUAAAGCGUUCCGGUGAACAGAUCUGGAGUGUUUCGAUAUUCUUGCUGUUCUUUCUUCUUCUGUAUGGAAUUCUGGGGGUCCAGAUGUUUGGGCCUUUCACAUUUCAUUGUGUAACAAAUGAUACAGAGACAGGAAAUAUAACCUGGAAUAAUUUAGCAAUCCCUGACACUCACUGUUCAAAGUUAGAAGAAGGUUACCAAUGCCCACCAGGAUUUAAAUGCGUGGAUCUCGAGGAACUGGGCUUGGGCAGGCAAGAGCUUGGCUACAGUGGCUUUAACGAGAUAGGUACCAGCAUUUUUACGGUUUAUGAAGCAGCUUCUCAAGAAGGCUGGGUCUUCCUGAUGUACCGAGCGAUUGAUAGCUUCCCACGAUGGCGUUCCUACUUCUAUUUCAUCACCUUAAUUUUCUUCCUUGCUUGGCUUGUUAAGAACGUGUUUAUCGCUGUCAUCAUUGAGACAUUUGCUGAAAUCCGUGUACAGUUCCAACAGAUGUGGGGAUCCAGGAGCAGCACUACUUCAACUGCUACAACACAGAUGUUUCAUGAAGAUGCUGCUGGAGGAUGGCAGCUAGUAGAUGUUGAUGUGAAUAAGCCUCAGGGCAGAGCUCCUGCGUGUCUACAG
Molecule: messenger RNA, 1131 nt
Organism: Gekko japonicus
Lineage: Eukaryota; Metazoa; Chordata; Lepidosauria; Squamata; Gekkonidae
Product: sodium leak channel non-selective protein-like
Exons: 9
Biological process (GO): monoatomic ion transport; transmembrane transport
Cellular component (GO): membrane
Molecular function (GO): monoatomic cation channel activity
Source: RefSeq, a predicted model, not a curated record